GAAGGAAGGUCAAACAUCAGUGUGAUUAUUUGGAUAUGAAUGAACACUGACUUCGACAAUAUCGUGAAGAUACAAAGUUCAAUAGUGAAGAUACAUCUUAUACACAUGUACGGGAAGGUCGCUUACACAUAAAACAAAAAUGGCCGACAGUGAGCGGAAAGUCGUUGUGGGUGUAGAUGUGGGCGGUACUAACACUGACGCUGUGCUUGUCCAGGUCAACGCUUCCCCGCCGAAAGUAGUGUCGUCUGCUAAGAGUUUGACUACAAAUGACGUCACUACAGGAAUAAAACGCGCUGUUUCAAAAUCUAUCCUGGAAGCUCAACCGUCCAGUACAAACCCUCUCAACAUUACUCAACUGAACAUUGGAACAACUCAUUUUGUCAACGCUAUAGUUCAAAGGAAAAAUCUCGCGAGAGUUGCCGUAAUCAGACUGUGCGGCCCAGCGUCACAGUCUGCCCCUCCGUUCAGUGACUUCAAAGAUGAUUUGAGGGAUUAUAUAAAUGGCGGCGUAUUCAUGGUGAACGGUGGAUACGAGUUUGACGGGAAAGUGAUAACUGAAGUGUCGCGUUCAGAGAUUCAAGCAUGUGUGGAGAAAUGUGUGAGAAACGGAAUUAACAAUUUCGUCAUUUGCGGAGUGUUUUCCCCGGUAAAAAGUAAACAAGAAGAGGACGUUAAAGAAAUCAUUCAGGAAGUGCACCCAAGCGCUAGUGUUACACUGUCAAACGAAAUCGGACAUAUAGGCUUGUUAGAAAGAGAAAACGCAUCCAUUCUAAACGAAUGCCUUAAGCCUUUAAGCGGGAAUACCAUAGAAGGCUUCCGACUGGCAGUAAUUGAUCUUGGACUAAACUGUCCGUUUUAUUUGACACAAAAUGACGGUACAAUUGUUUCUGAAAAAGUUGCUCGUAGCCAGCCCGUCCGAACAUUUGCGUCCGGACCCACGAACAGUAUGAGAGGAGCAGCGUUUUUAUCUGGAGUUAAAAACGCCAUUGUUGUUGAUAUCGGUGGUACUACCACGGAUGUUGGCAUACUACAGAAGGGAUUCCCACGAGAGGCAUCUUCGGAAAUAAUGGUCGGCGGGAUCCGUACUAACUUCCGGAUGCCAGACGUAAAGAGUAUCGGUCUUGGAGGUGGUUCGUACGUUUCCGUUGAUCCAGUUUGUGUCGGUCCCAGGAGUGCUGGCUACAAUUUAACCAAUGAGGCAUUAGUAUUCGGGACUGAAUCUGACGUGGCGACCAGGCGAUUAACUGCUACAGACGUGGCAGUGGCAGCCAAACUGUGCUGUAUCGGGUCACCAGAAAACGUAUCUCACAUCGAACCGACACCGAUUAUUGAUAAGAUACGCGAAAUGGUGGAGGAAGCCACAGAUCAAAUGAAAACAUCUGCCGCCGAUUUGCCUGUGAUUUUGGUAGGAGGGGGGACAAUAUUGCUCGACCAAAGCAAAGAUCUCCAUGGUGCAAGUGAAGUCCUCAAGCCGAUGUAUUAUGACGUAGCCAAUGCUGUCGGUGCUGCUCUCAGUCAAGUUUCUGGUUCUAUUGAUAAAGUAUACAGCAUGUCUGACUUUAUAGACCAACACGAACUUUCUGCUGCCAUUCAAACAAAAAAGAAUGAUCUAGACGUUACUGCCACAAAGGAAGAAAUAGAGAAUGCAGAAAAAGACAUAAGGAAGUCAUUUUAUCAAAAAGCGCGGGAAAGGGCAUUAGAAGAAGCUCAAACAAUCGCGGUUGAUUUGUUGGUGGACGCGGGCGCAAGUCGUGAAAAUAUAGAGCUUGUUGAGAAAGAUGAGACCCCAUUAUCAUAUCUUCCUGGGAACGCAACAAGAAUACAGAUUAAAGUUGUCGGGGAUUUAAACGUGUCACAGGCGACCGGUAACAAAAUCUGUGAGUUUUCCAUGCCUAAAUCGAUCGCCAUUGAUGAAGAACAUCUACAAGGGAAACAGAUAUCAACAGCGACUGGAAAAUUGAUAGACACCGGGAUAUUCAAAGAAACAGUAUAUGAUACAGAAAUCGACGAAACAACCGGCGAAUGGAUUCUAUCUACAUGGGAUGUGGAAUGUAUUGGACUAGGUGCAGGGAUUCUUGGGUGUGGUGGUGGUGGGAGCCCCUACCUUGGGCGUCUUUUGGCCAAAAUGGCAAUAAAAGAGGGCAAGGUCAUUCGUGUCAUCACGAAAGAAAAGCUGCGUUCAAAAUGUCAACCAAAACAAGGGAAAACAUCGAGCGUCGUUGUUCCCGUUGCCUUAAUGGGGGCCCCGUUGAUAGUGACAGAGAAGCUGGUAUGUGGAGAGGCAGCUAAAUCACUGUCGUGUCUUCAACAACUGUACAUGGAUGGUUAUCGCGAUGGAAAAUUGCCUUCCCGAUUCAACAAAUCAAUUCAGUCCGAUAGUGGUAAAACAUACAUAGAAAAUUAUCAAUCAUUAGAAACAUCGACUCCCUCAAAUAUAGCUUUCAAUGACCAGGAAAUUGUCGCAUUAGUAUCAGCAGAAGUUGGAGGUAUGAACUGUAUAGAGCCAUUGCUGGUAUCUGCAGAACUAGGGAUUCCGGUCCUGGAUGCUGACGGUAUGGGGCGGGCAUUCCCAGAACUCCAAAUGUACUCUCCUCUAAUAUAUGGUGGGAAACCAUAUCCAUCUACACUGGCCGAUGCCAAAGGACGCAAGGACGUGGUUUUAAAAGUAGAUACUGCUAAAACACUUGAAGAUCACUUUCGUAGAACUGUAGUAGACAUGGGAUGUAGCGCUAUCGUCACCAUCUCAAGUGUGCGCGUGGAGGACGAACUCGAUACAUUGAUCCACUACUCUAUAAGCCAUGCAUGGAGGCUAGGACGGGCUGUCCUACUAAGUCGCCGCGAAAACACCUCGCCGACAGAUGCGAUACGAAAGGAAACCGGCGGAAUUUUGACAAUCACUGGGAAGAUCAUUGACGUCUGCCGGGAGCUCACUGGUGGUUUCAAUAAAGGGUUUUUAAAGAUAGCUGGGACUGGUGAUUUCACCGAUAAAAAAGGCUUGAUUGAAUUCCAGAACGAGAACCUGAUUGUGAAAAUUGGUGCUGGAUUCAGCGGUACAGAUGAUAUGGGGGUAGUGUCCUGUGUCCCAGACCUUAUCACUGUUGUGGACAGUGAUUCAGGGGAACCUAUUCCCACAGAAAAUGUCCGAUACGGACAAAGGGUUAGCGUUCUUACUAUUCCCUCUCAUGACAUGCUCAGGACGCCACGCGCUCUGGAGUUUGUUGGGCCUCGGGCGUUCGGUUACAGCGAUAUCGAGUUUAGUCCAUGUGGACCUUGUCCAGAAAUUGAACCUGUGGGCCCGAGGUAAAAACAAGCGUAUGAUAUUACCCUAAUGGGUAUGAAACUGCUGUAAUUGUUAUUUUAAGUGUGAGCGGUAUGUCAUAUAUAUGUGUGUUAUGUUUAGGCAGAUGCGCAAUAUGUCCAUAUACAUAUAUGUGUAUGUUCCUGUAUUUUUUUUUAUACAGAUGUGCGGUAUACCCGCCAUACGUAUGUGUGUUAUGUUUAUACAGAUGUGCGGUAUGUCAUCAAUCGUAUUUGUGUUAUGUUUAUACAGAUGUGCGGUAUGUCAUCAAUCGUAUUUGUGUUAUGUUUAUACAGAUGUGCGGUAUGUCAUCAAUCCGUAUUUGUGUUAUGUUUAUAAAGAUGUGCGGUAUGUCAUCAAUCGUAUUUGUGUUAUGUUUAUACAGAUGUGCGGUAUGUCAUCAAUCCGUAUUUGUGUUAUGUUUAUACAGAUGUGCGGUAUGUCAUCAAUCCGUAUUUGUGUUAUGUUUAUACAGAUGUGCGGUAUGUCAUCAAUCGUAUUUGUGUUAUGUUUAUACAGAUGUGCGGUAUGUCAUCAAUCGUAUUUGUGUUAUGUUGGUUUUUUUAAAGAUGUGCGGUAUGUCAUCAAUCCGUAUUUGUGUUAUGUUUAUACAGAUGUGCGGUAUGUCAUCAAUCGUAUUUGUGUUAUGUUUAUACAGAUGUGCGGUAUGUCAUCAAUCGUAUUUGUGUUAUGUUUUUUUUAAAGAUGUGCGGUAUGUCAUCAAUCGUAUUUGUGUUAUGUUUAUACAGAUGUGCGGUAUGUCAUCAAUCGUAUUUGUGUUAUGUUUUUAAAGAUGUGCGGUAUGUCAUCAAUCGUAUUUGUGUUAUGUUUAUACAGAUGUGCGGUAUUUCAUCAAUCCGUAUUUGUGUUAUGUUUAUACAGAUGUGCGGUAUGUCAUCAAUCGUAUUUGUGUUAUGUUGGUUUUUUUUAAAGAUGUGCGGUAUGUCAUAAUUCCGUAUUUGUGUUAUGUUUUUAAAGAUGUGCGGUAUGUCAUCAAUCCGUAUUUGUGUUAUGUUUUUUUUAAAGAUGUGCGGUAUGUCAUAAUUCCGUAUUUGUGUUAUGUUUUUUAAAGAUGUGCGGUAUUUCAUCAAUCCGUAUUUGUGUUAUGUUUUUUAAAGAUGUGCGGUAUGUCAUCAAUCCGUAUUUGUGUUAUGUUUUUAAAGAUGUGCAGUAUGUCAUCAAUCCGUAUUUGUGUUAUGUUUUUUUUUAAAGAUGUGCGGUAUGUCAUAAUUCCGUAUUUGUGUUAUGUUUUUUAAAGAUGUGCGGUAUUUCAUCAAUCCGUAUUUGUGUUAUGUUUUUAAAGAUGUGCGGUAUGUCAUCAAUCCGUAUUUGUGUUAUGUUUUUAAAGAUGUGGGGUAUGUCAUCAAUCCGUAUUUGUGUUAUGUUUUUUAAAGAUGUGCGGUAUGUCAUCAAUCCGUAUUUGUGUUAUGGUUUUAAAGAUGUGCGGUAUGUCAUCAAUCCGUAUUUGUGUUAUGGUUUUAAAGAUGUGCGUUAUGUCCACCAUGGUUUGUUUAUAGAGUUGUGUGGUUUGUCCUCCAUACGUAUGUUUUUGCUUAUACAGAUGUGCGAAAUUUCCUCCAUGCCUACAAAGUAUUUGUUUGCUUAUACCAAUGUGCGGUAUGUCCACCAUACAUAUGUUUUUUGCUUAUACAGAUGUGCGGUAUUUCCUCCAUGCGUAUGUAUGAUAUGUUUAUAAAGAUGUGCGGUAUAUCCACCAUACGUAUGUGUUUUGUUUAUACAGACGUGCGGCAUGUCCACCAUCCGUAUGUGUGUUGUUUAUAAAGAUGUGCGGUAUGUCCACCAUCCGUAUGUGUGUUAUGUUUAUAAAGAUGUGCGGUAUGUCCACCAUCCGUAUGUGUGUUGUUUAUAAAGAUGUGCGGUAUGUCCACCAUUCGUAUGUGUUUUGCUUAUACAGACGUGCGGCAUGUCCACCAUACGUAUGUGUUUUGCUAAUACAGAUGUACGGUAUUGUUCAAUCUUUGAUAUUUGUAUAGUAAUUAUAUUUCUGAGCAAAUAUUACAGUGUUUCAUGAUCAGUUCCCGUUAUAUCAUUUUUCAAACGUUGAUCAUGUUAUCUAAAUAGUAAAAUAACCAACUCAUGUUUUUAAAAUGUUUACCUACAAGAAACAAUGCAUUGUGUGAAUUGCAAGUCCUUUAUGAUAAUCUUCUGUAGUAUCUUAAAUCGAUUUUUUUGUUUUUUGUUUUUUUUUUAGUCAAUUUCCAAUUUUUGAUAUUUUGUUCAUCUGAACACAGUAGUCUGCGUGAAUGUUCUGUUGAAAUCUAAAUAGCUUUCAUUUCUGUCGAACCUGGUAUACGCGUUUACUCUCAUUGAUUUCAUUGCACGACCAGGUGGUGUUGAUUUCAGGUUUUUCUGACCUCUUCAGCCUUACUGUACAUCGUCUCCCGUAUUUUUUAUUUUCUUUAAUUGAUAUAUGAUUUUCCAAAGAAGUAGUGUGUUAAGAAUAUUAUUUUCAGAAAAUGAAGAUAAAGGACACAACAUUUCUAAAAGUUUUCUUUUAACACUUUAUAAUUUUUGUCCUAUUAGAGUUAACUCUAGUGUGUUUUGUUUUUAGUGUAUGUCAUUAUGAUAUUGUUGGUUUUCAUCUUGCACUGCAACUAUACGCCAUUUCAUUUCUAAUUGUUUAUACAAAAUGACCAUAUUGUUAUAAAUUAGAAAAUACCCACUUUAAACCUGUCCUCAUUAAGUGUCAAUGAAUUGCUCAGUAGCAAGGGAAACAAAACCAAGGAAAUCAUUGAAAUAUCCCGAAUACGACAUGUUUCCAUUGGAAAUAUCACAACUAAUAUUGAAGCUAACAAGACUUGAGUGCACAAGGAAGCAUACAUACACUACCUUAUCUUCCCUGCAUAGCCUACAGGCAAAAUAUGCAAUUUCUGUCUGUUUACAUUCAAAGAGCCUUGUUAGCUUUCGAGUAUUUUUAUGUCUACUCACAGAAAACAUACGUUACUGACAAUUUUUGUACACAUGAAAAUAACUUAAUGUAGUUUGAGCUUACACUUGAUUUGUUUCCUUACAUAAGUUACAAUUUGUCCGUGAGAACAGGUGUAUCGUUAGCUUUGGCUUUACAGUUAUUCUAGUUUCGGAGUGGAUUUUACUGUACAGUGUGUUUAUAUAGCGUUACUAGUCCAUAAAUCAGUUGUGUGUUAAUUUGUGCAUCGGACGCUUUAUUAUAGUAGUUUAUCCACUGUGUAACAAAAUCAAUAAAGCAACAUUUUCGAACAUUAA
Molecule: messenger RNA, 6541 nt
Organism: Pecten maximus
Lineage: Eukaryota; Metazoa; Mollusca; Bivalvia; Pectinida; Pectinidae
Exons: 1
Coding region: 140-3304 (1054 amino acids)
Biological process (GO): glutathione metabolic process
Cellular component (GO): cytosol
Molecular function (GO): 5-oxoprolinase (ATP-hydrolyzing) activity
Source: RefSeq, a predicted model, not a curated record